GUUAAAAUGAUUUUUUUUUUUUAAAUUUUAAGAGAUCUCUUCUCCCAAAUUCUCUAAUCUCCCAUUGAAAACCCUAACCCUAGCGUCCCUCUACUGAUAUUCUCAUCCUCUCGCCGAUAUGGGCAUCUCCUUUCAAGUUGAAGGAGUGGUGAAUUUGGAAAUGGCGCUAGAGGGAUGAACUGACUUUGGGGAUGUCAAAAAAGACAAUUACCCUGGUUGAAGGAGUGGUGGAUUUGGAAAGGCACAAGAGGGAUGAACUGAAUUUGGGGAUAUGAAAAUAGACGAUUACGUAUGCUGAUGAAGUAGAGAAUCGUAGCUGUAGUGGAAUUUGCUCUUCUGGAUUGCAACAGGAGUAUCUCUGAUUAUCGAGACUUGGCAGCUAAUAGAUCUCCAUGACAGAAGCGGGAAGCCCCUAAUCAUGAGGAAAAUUGAUUUUGAUCUCUAUGAAAGCAUGCAUCGGUGUUGAAUGAGGACUCUAACAACAUGAAUUGGCUACACAAACUUGAACUCCAUUCUGACCAAAACCCUAUGUUUGAUUGUUGAUUUCAGCCUUACCCAGAACCGAUUGGCGUUUAACGACAGCCAGUGACAGGUUUAAUAUUAACUCCCAACUCGAGCAUCUUCAAGCUAAAUAUGUUGGGACUGGGCAUGCUGAUAUGAGUAGAUUUGAUUGGGCGGUUAACAUCCAACGUGAUAGCUACGCAUCUUAUGUUGGCCACUACCCCCUUUUGGCUUACUUUGCUGUUGCUGAAAAUGAAUCAAUUGGGAGAGAACACUACAAUUUUAUGCAGAAAAUGUUGCUGCCUUGUGGACUUCCACCAGAGAGAGAAGAAGAUCAGGAGUACAGGGUAAUUCUGCAAGGUGGUUUUUUACAUACUCUCGAUAAGACCGUUUCUGCUUCAGCAGCGGUCCAGAGUAAUUCUGCAAGAAAAUGUUGCUGCCCUGUGGUCUUCCACCAGAGAGAGAAGAAGAUUAGGUACUGGAGAUCUUCAAGCCGGGCUAUCAUUCCUUUUAUUUUAUCGUCUUCCCUUCCGUUGUAUGAAACAAAAUGUUUGCAUAUUUCUAUUUCCAAACUAGAUGCUCUUCAAUGUGAAUUGUAGGAGAUAUAACUAUUCUUAUUACCAUCUAUGAACUAUCGUAUGAAUUGAAAGUAUUUCUGGUUCGCAUAUGAAUUGAAACUAUUGUAUGAAAUGAAAGUAUUUCUGGUUCGUAUUA
Messenger RNA from Asparagus officinalis (garden asparagus), 1215 nucleotides. RefSeq lists its product as uncharacterized. Lineage: Eukaryota; Viridiplantae; Streptophyta; Magnoliopsida; Asparagales; Asparagaceae. Gene Ontology annotation, cellular component: U2 snRNP; precatalytic spliceosome. The record is from RefSeq and is a predicted model, not a curated record. Gene Ontology annotation, biological process: mRNA splicing, via spliceosome. The coding region runs from base 657 to 1100 and encodes 147 amino acids. The transcript is spliced from 9 exons.